GACUGAAGUGAAACAGGAAGUGAUAGAAUGUAAACAAAACAGAUCGUCUGCAUACAAUUACUUCAAAGAAAAUGGAAAACAAAACAGAUGAUAAUAACUGGUGCUGCUCUAUUGGACUCCAAGGUCAAGUGCAACUGCAUCAGUGUGGACCAAAUUCAAAGGCUGAUCCAAAUUAUAUUUUGCCGCUUAAUGUCUGUUGUAAACCAAUUGUAUCUCAUUGCCGGAGGCAUCAUAUCCGUGACAUUUCAAGUGAAGCUGACUUAAUUAAAGCCAGAGCUGGUUUAUUUAAUGUGCCAGUCGAAUAUUUCACUGUAUGUCCAAACCACAGAAUUAAUUUGGGGCUGUGGUGGAGAGCGUCAGCGAAUUGCCAGCUCUGUUUGCAGAAAGGCAGAAAGAAUAAGCCAUUAGCUGAGAGGACAGUCACCCUUUGCCAAUCUUCAUUCCUCUUAAAUUCAGAGAAUUUGUUGGUUCCUGUUGGCUCAGCAAUAUGCUCUACUUGUCGGAAGGAUCUCUUGCAAAAAAUGAAAUCAACUCCAGUCGGGGGCAAUAAGGAACAGAAUGGAAAAGCAGAAAAUGAUGAUGGUCUUCCUUGUACCACUGUGUCUGAUGAAUCAGAUCUAUUGGUUAAAUGUGAUAUGAUUGAUGAAAACUUUAUCACCACAGAACCACUUUUGACUGUAGCUGAUGAAGUCCGUACUCAUGAAACAUUGGAAGCUAAAUCAGAUACAACUGAUGACUUGAAUACAUCACAAAGUAUGCUGUCUAAUGAAAGCUCUCAGGGAAGUGAGUGGCUUCCAAACAGCCAAGAAGCUGAGGACAAAAGAUUAGCUCUGGACAAUUUUCUGGAGAUGUGUGGUGUGAGUCCAAUAAAGAAAACACUUCAAGUUUCAUGGGAGCUGUCCUCUGACAGGACAAAGGCUGACUACAUCAUAAAAUCUAAGAAAAUCAUCAAUGAGGUCCUUAAUGUGUUAGCACCUGGCCAAGGAAAUAUGCUGUUCCAAGAUGUUCUUAAUGCAAGAGAGGACGAUAUGGCGAGAAACACCAGCACACUAGAAGUCAUUGCCCUUGGUUACAGACUAGCCACAGAAUGGGGAACUCAGCGACAGAUAUUAUCUCUUAUUUCCGAUCAAUAUUCUUUGGUAGAAAUUAGAAAAUAUAUACCCGAUUUGUCUAAGUACAAAUACACAAUGGCAAGGAAGCAUGCACAGAUUGUUGGGCAUGGACAACCUUUGAUGAAAGAAGUGAGUCACAGAGAACACCUAUCAGAUAUUCAAAUAGGCCACUUUCUAGACUUCCUUAUGUCUCCAGCAGUUAUGUCUGAUGUCCCUUUUGGCCAAGUCCAUUUGAAACUCUCUUCUGGUCAGAAAAUUGAUGUACCAAAAAUGAUCUUGAAUACUGUCAGAUGCAGAGCAGUUGAGCAGUACCUCAGUUUUUGUGCUGAAACAGAUUUUCAGCAGUGUGCUAGUACAAGUACAUAUAUGAGGAUUAUCCAGUCAGUAGAACCAAGCAUACGUAAAUGCAUGAGGGGACUGGACAACUUUGCUGCAGAUGGUGCAAAGGCAUUCGAAGAUUGUGCUAAAAGUGUUGCAGUCCUUGGAAGACUUGGAAUGGGUGCUGAGUGGACUAAAGUGACACAAACAAAGCUUUCAGCAGCAAAGCAGUACCUCAAAAUGGAAUACAAAAUUCAUGUAACAAAGCAGAGCAGUGUGCCUGACCAUUGCUGCCAGUUUGCUCUAAGUGAUGGAAGUGAUUUUUUUUCUUCUCAUUGUGACCAUCCACAUGAUAAAUCCUGUGACAGCUGUGAAAGUCUGUGUGACGCUUUAGCUUCAGUCAACAAAGCUCAGUGUUCCGACACCAUUGAAUAUGAGUCUCAGGAUCAACAUGAUGAAAUUCAAUAUACUUUGAUUCAGGGCCAGAAAGCAAUUGAAGAUUGGAAGAAGCAUGUCUUGCGCUCAGUUAAUCAAGAUGCUGGAAAGACUGAGACAUUGACUAGUUUGUCAGAUAAUGAAGUAUUUAUUGAGCGGGAUUGGGCGAUGAAAUUCUUACCUAUGGUUUAUAGGGAGUCCCAAUCCAAGUGGUUUGCCAAGAGAGGCAUAAAUUGGCACAUCAGUGUUGCCAGUUUCAAGGAAAAUGAGGAAAUUUGUUCACAUACUUUUGUGCAUUUAUUUGAUAAUGCCACACAAGAUUCUCAUACCUCUAAUGCUGUCCUGUAUGACACCCUCACAAGGCUUCAUAAUUUGAAACCAAGUUUACAGAAAGCAUUCAUCAGAUCAGAUAACGCGGGCUGCUUUCACAGCUACCAAGCCAUAUUUGGUAUACAUAUCAUCAAUUGUGUCAGCCCCAUUACCAUUUCACGGGCAGACUUCUCAGACCCCCAAGGUGGAAAAUCUAUAUGUGACAGGCGAGCUGCACAUAUCAAGUCUACUGUUAGAAAGUAUGUGAAUGAAGGAAAUGAUGUGCGGACAGCGUCACAAUUUCUAGAAGCAGUCAAGAACAGCAACUCGUCAAACAUCUCUCUCAUUAGUGCAACACCUCCGCCUUCAAGUCCAUCAAACGUCAGCAUUUUGAAACAGUGCCAUUUGAAAAAUAUAUCCAAUUACUAUAACUUUCAGUUUUCCUCCAAUGGCAUCAAAAUAUGGAAGCAGCACAAUAUUGGUGAGGGGCAAUACAUUCUUGUAGAUAAAUGCAUACAUGUAAAUUCUACAGAAUUGAAAGAGAUUGUUGUUGUUGACAGUUUUUCUAGAGAACGCAGAGCAAAUCAAGUACAUGACAGAAAAGCAGAGUCAGCUACGGUAUCCUAUGCCACACAGAGUCCUCACAAAGAGCAGAACCAACAAGAAGAAAGCCAAGAAGAUUGCACAGGUGGUUUGUUUACAUGCCCAGAGCCAAACUGCAUUACUACCUUCACAAAACAUAAAAAUCUGUUACGCCACCUUGACACAGGAAUCCACAGUACUAAAGCAAAAGUAUGCUUAUCAGAUCGUGUUAAAAUUUCUUAUGCAACUGAGAUUGAACAAAAAUGUGUUCAAUUGCCACAUGUAAAUACAGGCCACACCUCCUUAAAUGCAAACACUCUGGACACAGGUUGGGCACUGAAGUCCAGACGAGAAGUCAAGCGGUUCACAGAACAGCAAAAGGAGUAUCUCACCCAGAAAUUUAAUGAUGGAGAGAGGAGCGGGAUCAAAUCCAAUCCAGAGGAUGUGGCUAUUGAAAUGAGAUCUGCCAAAUACAAGAAUGGAAAUAGGCUAUUCUCUAUAGAGAAUUUCUUGUCUGCAGCACAAAUUGGGAGUUUUUUCAGCAGGUUGAGCUUACUCAAACGGAAAAGAGGAUUGGAAACAGUGGAUGAAGAGGACUUUGAAGCAGCAAAUUUUGAGGCACAGUUUGAUGAUCUUUUUAAACUUGCCAGACAGUAGUUUUACCUUGUUUAUAUGAGUAGAUUUGGUAAUUUAUUUACAAAUACUGACCUCUUAAUUAAGAGUUCACAAUGCUUUAAGUCACACACUUUUAUUUUUGUUUUAAGCCCAACAGACAUUGUGUUGAAAGGCAUUUCCCAUCCCUACAAGUGUAUCACUAUAAUGAAUUUAGGUUGCAAAGUAAUCAGCCCUUGU
Messenger RNA from Lingula anatina, 3608 nucleotides. RefSeq lists its product as uncharacterized. Lineage: Eukaryota; Metazoa; Brachiopoda; Lingulata; Lingulida; Lingulidae. The record is from RefSeq and is a predicted model, not a curated record.